Molecule: messenger RNA, 279 nt
Organism: Penicillium odoratum
Lineage: Eukaryota; Fungi; Ascomycota; Eurotiomycetes; Eurotiales; Aspergillaceae
Exons: 1
Coding region: 1-279 (92 amino acids)
Source: RefSeq, a predicted model, not a curated record
AUGUACACCCAAACUCCCACUCACCGUUUCCUCGUCCUCUCUGCUGCCGACUCGGUCCCUUUUAACCCGGCCAAUAAGUUCCUUGUCUUGUCGCCGACGGAAUCUGGCCCAGACUCCCGUUCCUACGAGCAGGCCGUGUCUGACUCUCCUUCCGCUGACCCGAGCCCUAACGUGGUUCCCAAGUCGCACCGCUCCGAUAGCACAUCAUCUACAUCCUCUGAUUAUUCCGUGUCAGGCUACCUGACCCUUGGCACCACCACUCGACGAUUCUCUCAGUGA